AUGAGCGAUGCUGUACGCCCAAGUGAUGAUAAAUUCAACGAGGCUCUUGAGGAGAGUAUGAAGACAUGGUCUUCUUAUCUCGGCUCCCAGAGCGAGAAUUGCCUCUUACCCCGCCAUGCUAUAGACCUCAGACCACUCGUCAUUCAAACCCCACCUUUCCUCGGCAAUGAGCGUGCCAGCUGGGACAAGACUACCUCGUUUGCUUGCGAGGAGAAACAAUCAACUCAGUUGGAUGGCAAUCUUCUCGUUAAUGGCCGAUCAACUUGGAAAACUUCCGAAGGGAAUUGUGAUUCACAGCCAAGGGUUAUGCCCAAACAGCUUCUUUUGGCAGUUAGCAGUCCAUUGAAUGUGAGGUUGUCAGAAGACUCUCCCUUUUCAGACUGGCCUGGAGUCCAGGGACUCUCAGGUUAUGACCAGGGAAACUAUUUGUCAGUUCUUUACCUGGCAUGGGCAUAUAUCCUAUCUGCUCGAUGGGUCGAGUUGCUUGGUCGCUCUGCUGAUCAUGAAUGUUCUAUGGCCUUUGCUACACAGGAGACGAACAAUUCAUCGCCGCAACCGGAUAACCAACCCGUGGUUGAAAUUGACAUCGGUGACUAUGUAUGUGAAGAAGAAGUCUCCUGGUGGCGGACUAUUUUAUUUUCUGGCGAUGGUUGGGAUGCGACCGCUAAAUACAACGGUCGUGUUUAUUUGUCGCCAUGGUCAGCCUCGGCAAAGCAUGCGGGUUUAAGGUUGCCCACAAACAGAUUUUCGAGUGCCAAGUUGAAUCUACCGGACUCGGUGACCGCUCUUAAAUACCUGAAUCGUUUUUGUGUGCAUCAUUACCUAUAUGCUCAGUGUUCAGUUGCCCUUGCCGGGGUACUGUACAUUCCAUUUCUGAGGAAAAGAACGGUUUCCCUUCCGGUUCCAAAACCAGUUUCUUCGCUCAAACGAAAGAAUUGUGCUAGUGACUUUUUUGUCUCUAUCCCAAAUCUAAUGAAAGAGCAUAGCGAAUUGUUGCCAAAGUAUAUGACAUUAAGUUCCAACGCAUGGGGUUUGCGCUCUCUACUGUGCAGUACGUUUUUCAAUGCAGAUAUUGAGUGCAAUCUCGUCAGUGCCUGGCUGAACCCGGCCUUUGCUGUUCUUGACUCGAUCCAAAAUAAGAGUUCAAUGGCUACAUUAUUAGCAAACCGACUUCCUCGACUCGGUAUACUCUGGGUUGGCGCGAUCCUCACAAAUACGGCGAGCUCGGUUCUGCGAGACAUACGAGCAGGAAUGACUGCUUUGGAUCUUCCAGCUUCUGCGUGGACUGGAACAACACAGACGUUCCUGACUUUAAAAUUGGAGACCAACUAUAGCGAUUUGAUACCACGCGACGACGAAUGUCGGCUCCUUUUCAUCACAGCCUGCGAAGGUCAUGACCGACCUCCAGUCUGGCCUUGGAAGCCCUUCGGAUUUACACAACUUGAUGACACAGAGCUCCCAGUCCGAAAGCAUGCUAGGUGUAACUCCCACUGCUUGAAAUACGACUAUUGGGAAUGGAUUUUGACAAACAAUGGUUCAAUUCAAUACUCCGAAGCAGAAAUUAGUCAGUCUUCUGUUCAGGCAUCAGCUUUUUCCGCUAAUGGGAAACUGGCCAAACUCGAAGAUUAUAACUAUGAUUACUAUUCACAAUCCCUUUCUGAAGGAGCCACUCGCGGGAUAUUUGAAUGGUUAAGAUCGACAGGAUACUCUCGUAACGAAAGACAUAUAUACCAACAUUCUUGGCUGGAUCUAGAGGGCACUGACGAAGAAGAGGCCGAUGAUAUGGAAUCAGACUUGGAAACACAAAAAUGCCCAAAGAUAAUGCCCGUUGAAAAUUGGCUUGAAAGCAUCGAAUAG
Penicillium angulare is the source of this 1857-nucleotide messenger RNA. RefSeq lists its product as uncharacterized. Bases 1 to 1857 code for a protein of 618 amino acids. The record is from RefSeq and is a predicted model, not a curated record. The transcript has a single exon. NCBI's taxonomy places the organism in Eukaryota, Fungi, Ascomycota, Eurotiomycetes, Eurotiales, Aspergillaceae.